This is a messenger RNA of Rangifer tarandus platyrhynchus (Svalbard reindeer), 1131 nucleotides long. NCBI's taxonomy places the organism in Eukaryota, Metazoa, Chordata, Mammalia, Artiodactyla, Cervidae. The record is from the annotation of a GenBank genome assembly.
AUGUCAAGUGGAGAUGGUCAGCAAUCACAGGCUCUUACCAAGCCCUCUUUCAGUGAGAUACAAGCCUCUGCAUUAGUGGAAUCAGUAUUUGGGUUAAAAGUUUCCAAGAUCCAGCCACUUCCUAGCUAUGAUGACCAAAACUUUCAUGUAUGCAUUGCAAGAACCAAAGUCACUACAGAUGGCCCAAAUGAAUGUGUCCUCAAAAUAAGCAACACUGAAUCUAGCAAAACUCCAGACCUGAUUGAAGUGCAGAGUCAUAUCAUCAUGUUUCUGAGAGCAGCUGGAUUUCCAACAGCCUCUGUGUGCCGUACCAAAGGAGACAAUAUAACCUCUCUCGUGUCUGUAGAUAGUGGCUCCGAAGUCAAAAGCUACUUGGUGAGGCUGCUGACUUACCUCCCAGGAAGACCCAUAGCUGAGAUUCCCAUUGGCCCUCAGCUCUUAUAUGAAAUUGGAAAACUAGCUGCUAAGUUGGAUAAAACACUGGAGAAAUUUCAUCACCCAAAGCUAAGUAGUCUUCAUCGGGAGAACUUCAUCUGGAAUCUCAAAAGUGUUCCUCUUCUGGAGAAAUACCUCUUUGCCUUGGGCCAGAAUCGGAAUCGAGAGAUUGUUGAACAGGUCAUUCAGCUGUUCAAGGAUGAAGUGAUGACCAGUCUAGGUCAUUUUAGAGAAUGUAUCAUUCAUGGAGAUCUUAAUGACCACAACAUUUUAAUAGAGUCCAGCAAGUCAGCCUUUGGAGAAGCUGUUUAUCAGGUGUCUGGGAUUUUAGAUUUUGAUGACAUGAGCUAUGGCUACUAUGUGUUUGAAGUGGCGAUCACCAUCAUGUACAUGAUGAUUGAAAGCAAGACUCCUAUACAAGUAGGAGGUCAUGUCCUUGCCGGGUUUGAAAGUGUGGUCCCGCUGACUCCUGUGGAGAGGGGUGCUUUGUUUCUACUUGUAUGCAGUCGUUUUUGUCAGUCACUUGUCCUAGCUGCAUACUCUUGCCAGCUAUACCCAGAAAAUGAAGAGUAUCUCAUGAUUACUGCAAAAACCGGGUGGAAACACUUACAGCAAAUGUUUGACAUGGGCCAGAAAGCUGUAGAAGAAAUCUGGUUUGAAACUGCCAAGUCCUAUGAAUCUGGAAUCUCCAUGUGA